Messenger RNA from Corylus avellana, 1202 nucleotides. RefSeq names its product putative prolyl 4-hydroxylase 9. Gene Ontology annotation, molecular function: iron ion binding; procollagen-proline 4-dioxygenase activity; L-ascorbic acid binding. NCBI's taxonomy places the organism in Eukaryota, Viridiplantae, Streptophyta, Magnoliopsida, Fagales, Betulaceae. The record is from RefSeq and is a predicted model, not a curated record. Gene Ontology annotation, biological process: peptidyl-proline hydroxylation to 4-hydroxy-L-proline. Gene Ontology annotation, cellular component: endoplasmic reticulum.
AAAGAAAAUUCCCGCCGUAUCGUACGGUUUCCAUAACGAAACCCCCCAAGUCCUUUAAAUUGACUACCUGCCCAACACCGACCCAUCCCAACGAAACGAAAGCUAAACGGACUCGACUCAAAGAGAAACUAAGUGAGAACUGAGAACGAGAGGUUGCGUAUUUGAAUUUUUGAACAACAAGCUCACGGUGGAUAUGAAAAGCAAAAGCGCCAAGGGGAAUUGGAGCAUGACGACGAGGAAGCUACCGUCACCGGCGGUCCUCCUCUUAAGCUUCUUCUUCUUCCUCGUCGUCGCCGGCUUCUUCGCCUCUUCUCGCCUCUCCGAUCAGAGACCGAGACGGCUCGAGUCGAUCAACGAGGGAAGAGAGUACAGUUUAUUGAAUCCUGGAGAGACCGGAGAUGAUUCUGUUACUUCAAUUCCCUUUCAGGUUUUGAGCUGGAGGCCGCGGGCUGUAUAUUUUCCCAAUUUUGCAACACCAGAACAAUGCCAAAGCGUAAUAGAAAUGGCAGAGCCGCGUCUUCGACCAUCAACCUUGGCUUUACGACCGGGAGACACAGAAGAGAGCAUAAAGGGAAUCAGAACAAGUUCUGGCGUAUUUCUUAGUGCCGAGGAAGACAAAACUGGGAUUUUGGAUGUGAUUGAGGGAAAAAUUGCAAGGGCGACAAUGCUUCCCAGGAACCAUGGAGAGGCGUUCAACAUCUUGCGAUAUGAGGUUGGGCAGUUGUAUAAGUCUCAUUAUGACGCAUUCAGUCCUGCCGAAUAUGGCCCACAGAAGAGCCAAAGGGUUGCUUCUUUCUUGUUGUAUUUAUCUAAUGUUGAAGGAGGAGGGGAAACUAUGUUUCCAUUUGAGAAUGGCUUCAACAUGGAUGCAAGCUAUGAUUUCCAAGACUGUAUGGGCUUGAAAGUGAAGCCACGCAAAGGGGAUGGACUUCUAUUUUAUUCACUCUUCCCAAAUGCUACCAUUGAUCCGACGUCGCUUCAUGGCAGCUGUCCCGUAAUUAAAGGUGUAAAAUGGGUGGCUACAAAGUGGAUUCGGGAUCAAGAACAAGAUGAUUAAAUAGUUGUACCUGCAAUCAGUUUUGUUUUGAUCCGACUGUUUAGCAUGAAAUAUUCUUGGAGUUUUGACAAACUUUCACAUUGGCCGGUAAUAUCUCAUGUCAUAUCAUCCUUCUAUUUUUUGUGAACACGGUCACGGAGGGAGG